This is a messenger RNA of Paralichthys olivaceus (Japanese flounder), 2429 nucleotides long. The record is from RefSeq and is a predicted model, not a curated record. Lineage: Eukaryota; Metazoa; Chordata; Actinopteri; Pleuronectiformes; Paralichthyidae.
CCACAUUCUCCCGUGCGCAAUGGCACCGACCGAGCGCUCCUCCCGCUCCUUCCGCUCGCCUCGCAGCUCUGGACGCGGUGACCGGACAACUUUUACCUCUGCACGGGUGAUGCUUUUCCUCUGUGGCAUCUGAUGAAUCCUCCACUGGGAAACAGUAACAGGUCUGCCAAACAUAUCACCUCCCAUGUCACAGGGGCGUCUCCAUGGCGAUGUUUAGUAGCGCAGAGCGACUCUGGAACGAGUCAGAGCGCCUCGGAUGGGACGAGCGAAAUGAGAGCUCGGAGGGAUCAGAGCAGGACAAGGGGGAGCAUAACUACUAUGCCAUGCUGUAUUCACUGCUCAUCCUGGCCAUCGUGUUUGGGAACGUGCUGGUGUGUCUGGCUGUGCUGAGGGAGCGCUCCCUUCAGACCACCACCAACUACCUGGUGGUCAGCCUGGCCGUCGCUGACCUGCUGGUGGCUCUGCUGGUGAUGCCCUGGGCUGUGUACCUGGAGGUGGUCGGCGGUGCCUGGCUUUUCAGCCGGCUCUACUGUAACAUCUUUGUCACGCUGGAUGUGAUGAUGUGCACCGCCAGUAUCCUCAACCUGUGUGCGAUCAGCAUUGACAGGUACACAGCUGUGGUGAUGCCCGUCCUGUACAACACCACCCAUCGCUCCAAGAAGAGAGUUUUCGUGAUGAUUUCCACAGUGUGGGUCCUGGCCUUCGCUGUCUCCUGUCCCCUGCUGUUUGGCUUCAACACCACAGAUGACCCCAUGGUGUGCUCCAUCUCCAACCCCGAAUUUGUAAUCUACUCCUCAGUGGUCUCCUUCUACCUUCCUUUUAUCGUCACUCUGCUGGUCUACAUCCGCAUCUACGUCUUCCUCAGGAGGAGGCGUAAGAGGAUCACGUUCGGCCAAGCCAGCGGAAAAAUCCAGCCGGGCUCGACCCCACCAUCUGCGACUGUAGAGCCUUUGGCUCCCUCCAAGCCCAACCUGCUCUCGCGAUGUCUGUGGCGCAACCACCCGAAGACAGGACCGGUGGAGAACUCAGUGCUGCCCCCGGUGGAUAUGCAGAACUACUGCAGCAUAAGCCACGCCUCCUGCGGCCGCACAGAGCUGGAUCUGGAGCAGGAUCGGAGGGAGCAGGAGGUGGGGGACAACCACCGGGACGAACAGGCCUCUGUCCGGAUGAGCUGCGAGGUGAAGGAUCUCUCCAACGGGCGAACACACACGGCACUGCGGACGCUGCCUCACUCACACAGCAACAAUCCACGAUUCAGGAGCAUGCACGCGCGGGAGAAAAAGGCCACGCAAAUGCUGGCCAUUGUGCUUGGCGUGUUCCUCAUCUGCUGGCUGCCUUUCUUUGUGACUCACAUCCUGAAUACCCACUGCAGGACAUGCUACGUGCCUCCUGCACUUUACAGUGCUUUCACUUGGCUGGGGUACGUCAACAGUGCCCUCAACCCCAUUAUCUACACCACCUUUAACAUCGAGUUCAGACGGGCCUUCAUCAAGAUCCUCAGCUGCUGAGGAAGGAGGCACUAAAGGAGAUUUAAAUGGAAAUGAGGCUGAGGACUCGUGCUACAACUCUGGCCCUGUACAUUUUUUAAUCCAUGACCACGGACUGCUCAUUGUCCAGGAGAGCAAACUCACAGGAGUUAUUCAGAGGCAGCGAGAUGAAAAAUGGAAAUGAACUGACACUGUGUCACGCAAUAAAUGUAAACAAAAGAGGAUUUAUAAUUUUCUGACUCAAACAAAGACUCAAACUUUUCUUUCUCAACAGGGCUGGAACAGUAUUACUCUUUAAAUAAGUCUUUUUACAUGCAUAAUGUCUUAUUGAUAGCACAAAGUGUUUCUCGUGGAUUUGUCUUGUACAGUAUUUGGCACAGUUCCUUAUUUUAAGACUUUCCAAUCAAUGAGAGUUUGGAAACCACAAAGGAGCUUUAAGGCUGAUGGAUUGAUCUCGAACCUGCAGUCCACCUCGUCCUGAGGCAGGUUGCCAACGCACUGUGUGGAUUAACUGAUGUUAUACCGCCCCACCACCAUUAUCGUCACCAUCAGUUAUUCACCUGUGCAUGCAGAAAUCAAAAUUCAAGGCCAUCCACUUGAAUUGUGCUUGAAGGAUCGAACUGGUCCCUGCCAGGAGUCACAUCAUUUUGAUUGUCAUACAUCUUGACGUGAAGGCAUUGUGUGCCAUGUGGAUUAAAUAGAACAUUUUUAAAAAGUGACAUUUUGAUGUUAUGCACCGUGAAAGAAUUUGUGUUUCGUAAUGGGUCAGACUUCCCCAUUAUUUAGAGCUGCCUGCUGGCUCCUCUGACGCUCCGAUGAAGGCAGGAGCUUUGUGAUCUUCACAAAAUGCAAGAUUGUAAACCAUGUGGAGAGCAGGUCUGUCAUGGACAGAGCAGUAACUGCAGUGUGUUGUAAAUAAAAAAAAUUAAAAAACAUGAACUA